Messenger RNA from Pseudoliparis swirei, 1094 nucleotides. RefSeq lists its product as uncharacterized. NCBI's taxonomy places the organism in Eukaryota, Metazoa, Chordata, Actinopteri, Perciformes, Liparidae. Bases 25 to 324 code for a protein of 99 amino acids. The transcript is spliced from 5 exons. The record is from RefSeq and is a predicted model, not a curated record.
CGGCUCAGGUGAACCGACCCUAGAAUGUGGACGGUGGUGAACAACAAGAGCGAGGCGGUCACCGGGAACAGCUCGGAGACGGCUGCCCCCGAUGUGACGCUCCCGCUCCUGCACCCCGUGCAGCUGAACGGCUCAACUGCAGACGCCACUCAUCCCUCCGGCCCGGAGGACUCUUCAACCAGCAGGAGUGGAAUCGUCCCCGCCACCGUGUUCAUUGCCUUGUUGCGCGCUCUCUACGCCGUCCUCUGGAAGUGCAUGGUGUCCCCGCCCCGCCGAAAGCACAGCAAGCUGAGGGUGAGAGUGAAACGGAAGACGUCUGUGUGAAGGCUCCCAGGUCAUCUUUGGAUCUCAAUGGUGCGAUUAAAAAAGAUCUCAGUCACAAAAUGCCACAUCGGAAGAUCCUCGUAAUGGAUCCUGAGAUCAGUCCCUCCUGCUCAGCUUCACAGCCGUCUGGUCACUCAUCAGCUUCUUCUUCUUCUUCUGUGAACUCUGCGUUACUGGUCAGCCAAUCGCCUCGACACGAGCAUCUGCUGGACAACUCUAGAAAAGUCGUUCUAUAUUUGUCCUCUGCUGUCUGAAAUCCCCUCAGGACGACAUCACUGCUGAAAGACUUGAUAAAACCAACUUUUUUUCCCCCCUUCUCAUUUGGUGCAAUGGAAAGAGGAAUAAAUGUUCAUUGCUGUGACUGUGGGUGUGUGUGUGUGUGUGUGUGUGUGUGUGUACGGAUUUCUUACUUACCACACAAUACCAGUGUGAAAGGAAACCCCUCGGAGUUUGUUGCACUCACAGAGGCAUCGGUGAUUUUUCCUUCCAGAACCAGUUCUGCUACUUGUGGAAACCAGAGUGGAGCGGACUGAACCAAGUCAAGAGCAGGGGAGGAGAUUUGAAUUGUGAACAUUCCACAUUUUUUAUUUUUAUUUUUUUAAAGCAUCAAGGAAGAUGGUUUGGAUGGCACCGAGCCAAGGAUUCCGGUGAAGUGACAGAUUUCGGGAGUUUAUCCAUCAGAGGUUAAAAUAGGUUCAGGUCCCGUUGGUUUGGAGAAGAUGGAUCAGGGUUUGUUUUCAACAAAAAGAUGAUAAACAAUGGAAAUAUCA